AUGAAGCGAUCCAAGUGCCGUCUUUGUUUUUUCUCCUUCAAUAUCUGCUGUUUUUUCGAAGACACAACGGAUCGUCGAGAGUCGAGUGAGUUCACGACGGAUGGGCUUCUCCUCUCCCUCCUCAGGGGAGCUACCGGGUGCUGGGGCGAAAAGGCCUUUCACGACUUGAAAUACACGAAAGGAAAGAGUUUCAAGCAUGAGAAGACCAAGAAGAAACGUGGAAGUUAUCGCGGGGGUGAAAUUUCUUUGGCCGUGAAUUCCAUCAAGUUCGAUGAUGAUGAUUGAGCUCGUUAGCCUCUCCUUCGUUUGCCCGACGUUCGUUGUGCUCCUUUUGCGGCAAUUCGUUCGUUUUGAUGGAACUUUUUUUUAAGGGUUUUCGGGCAUGCUUUGCGGGACGUGAAGUGAGGAAGAAAAGCGUUUUGUUGCCGGAAA
Messenger RNA from Notodromas monacha, 432 nucleotides. NCBI's taxonomy places the organism in Eukaryota, Metazoa, Arthropoda, Ostracoda, Podocopida, Cyprididae. The record is from the annotation of a GenBank genome assembly.